Molecule: messenger RNA, 3416 nt
Organism: Lethenteron reissneri (Far Eastern brook lamprey)
Lineage: Eukaryota; Metazoa; Chordata; Hyperoartia; Petromyzontiformes; Petromyzontidae
Molecular function (GO): protein binding
Source: RefSeq, a predicted model, not a curated record
CGGGGGCACAGGUGGUGCAUCAGCCAGUCGUCUCAGUCAGUCGACCCUGUGGCACCUGGGUCUGCCCCGUGACCUCCUGCCAGCGGGCGUUCGACACUUCACGUGGCCUCAAGGUUGAGAACUCAAGAUGCAAGGGUGGGUCUCAUUUGCAAGAAGGGAUCUGGGCCACAAAAGACAAGCAAAAAUAUUAAAUGGAUUUAGCGAAAGCUUUGUGUUCUCAGCCAUGGCCAUGCAGCUUCACUUCGUGUCGCGGGACACGCACAACAGAGGGGCGAUCACCGCCCUGGGAUACCAUCCUUGCAGACGGGAGAUCCUCACGGGCCACCAGGACGGCGUGAUCAAGUGGUGGGAGAGCGAGACGGGGCGGCUGCUCUUGACGAGCUCGGAGCACCAGGGCUGGGUCACCCACUUCGUCUUCUGGCACGAGGCCAAGUUGCUCUUGUCCUCCUCCAACGAUGGCUCCAUCGUGGCCUGGUCGGCAGCCGCCACGCUCCUCGACAGAAUGCAGGUGGGCAGCUCCGUGUACUGCAUGGCGGGGCUGGGCCGCUGGCAGAAGUUGGCGUGCGGCACCCGGUGCGGCUUGCGCGCCGUGCGUCUCAGCGACGGCAAGGGCACGGCACGCGUCCUGGACUCUCCGGCCAGCCUGAGCGUCGCGGCGGACAAGCACGGCGCCGCGGGCGUCGUGUGCUGCAUGGCGAGCAACGACAGCCGGCUCUACACCGGCGGCUACGGGGGGACGCUGGCCAUCUACGACGUUAGCUCGCCGGCGGGGGAGUCCGACGUUUCGCUGCUGCACUGCAACCCUCGCGCACACGACGCCGGCAUCACCUGCCUGGCGCUGCCCACUGACGAUCGCAGCACCUGGCUGCUCACCGGCUCGUUCGACCGCACGGUGAGGCUGUGGUCCCGCGAGGGGCAGCCCCUGCAGCGUCUGGGCCACUUCCUGAGCGCCGUGACGGGGCUCUGCUACGUGCCGAGCGCGCACGCCGCCUGGGCGCUCAGCGGCGCCUGCAGCCCCGUGCUCAUCGACCUGCGGUCGGGAGAGAGCGUGUCCGAGUUCGUGGACGUCUUCUCCGACCCCGUCGAGGCCACCAGACACCGGCUGCAGCUGCUGGCUUACCUGCCGGAGCUGGGCCAGGUCGUAGCGUCCACAAGCCGCCGGCAGCUGCUGGUGUGGAAGUUCGUCGCCUCGGGCUGCCUCACGGCCCUGCGCUGCCUUCAGCCCGUGGAGAGCCUCGCCUACACGCGGAAGGCACCCAUGCUCAUCUUCAGCGGUCUCGCUGACGGGUCGGUCAUGAAGUGGGAGAGGCUGCAGUCCAGCCACUUCAUCUACAGCUGCGAGAAGUUUCCGCUGCCCGGCACGGCCAAGAAUCUGGUGGUGCCCUCUUCGUCGCGUCAACGGCCACGGAGGGCACCGCACGGGGGCCCCGUGCCACCGGGCGGCUCCGACGGCGGUGGCGGUGGCGGCGGGGGGACCCCCCGGCGGCCCGUGACUGCGCCGGGCGACCUGGGCUGGACGCGGGGCCAGCGCCAGUCGAGCCGCCGGAGCGUUCCGGGGCAAGCCGGAGAGGAGAGGCACAGCCGCAACGUGGCCAUCACACGGGCGGUGUUCGUUGAGGAGCGGGACCUGCUGGUGCUGGCCUGCGAGGAUGGCCGUGUGUACGUGUGGGGAUUCGACGAGACCGGCGUCAGCGCGCUCCAGAGAGCCCCUGGGUGGUCGCCAGAUGAGGCCACGGCGCGCUCGCUGAAGCGCUUCGCGGUGCUGCUGAGCGAAGCGGAACUGCGGUCGCUGAUGAAGACGCUCAGGGACAACGGGGAGGACCGGGACAGCGUCACCAACCGCGUGGCCGGGUUUGUGUGCAAGUCCACGCUCUGCGCUCACACCGCCUGCGUGAGCGCCAUCGUAGUGGUGGGGCCGGACGGCGACGAUGGGACCACGUAUCUGGUGAGCGGCGGCUGGGACCGGCGGCUGUGCGUGUGGCGGCUGGAGGAAGGCGCCCUGCACGACACGUUCCUCGACACGGCGCCCGGGACGCCCUACGGGGAGCAGGAGAUCGCCUGCGACGGCGUCAUCAUGGACAUGGCCUUCUCCCCCAAACGGCGCGAGUUUGCCUACGCGUCGAGCGAUGGGGCGGUGCGAGUGCGAGCGUUCAGACCGUGCGGGCCGGAGAUGGAGCUCGUCGCGACGCUCACAGGACACGAGGCCGAGGCGACCUGCGUGCGCUGGCACGGGGUCACCGAGCGCUGGGUCACGGCCUCCCAGGACGGCACCGUGCGCGUCUGGAGCGGGGACGGCUCGAGCUGUGAGCGGGUGCUGGUGAUGCCGGGAGCCGUCGGCGCCCUAUGCAUCGACGAGCUCAGUGGCUGCAUUGUGGUUGGGGUGCAGAACACACUCCGCGUGUUCGAUGCAGAGACCUUCACGCAGGUGCAGGUCAACACAGGGCACAGCGACUGUGUCAGGUCCAUCAUCCACAUCCCCGAGCGAGGACAGUACGUGUCUGCUGGCUGGGACCGCACCGUGCGGGUGUGGAACGCGUACCACCGAGGUCGGGCUGGGCCAUCCAGGGACAACUGCUCUACUACACCCACUCUACAGAGAGGCACUCCGUCACGAGCCGGGGCCGCGUCUCCCCACGCGGUCACUCCAAACCGUCCGCCGCCACCUCAUCUUGUCAUACCGUAGAGCUCCUUCCAAAGUCGACAAUUAAAACUGCUCGUGGUUAAGUUACGUGCGCAUCCUCGUGCCUUCGGGGUGGCUGAGUGGGAUGAUGUCUCUGAUGAAUCCAGUAUUUGCUGGAUGAGAAAAAGAAGACCCCCUGAUAUUGCACCAUGAGAUUAUUAAACUAUGGUAUUCAGUAAUUAAGGCAAGAAUAUCUCAUGACAUUGCCUUCCAUAGUGGGUGGACCUUACUUGGAGAGUUAUCCAAAAUUGCUGAAUGGUAAAACUGUCUUUAAUUGAUGCUUCUUGGAGCUGUACACUAAUAUGCUAAGCUGGAAGGAAGCUCUUGAUAUGUGCACUUCUACAGGAAUAAGUGGCAUGCUUAAGAUGUUGAUGUACAGUUGUUUAUACUUUUUUCGCUGGUUCGUUAGAUCCAAACCUGAGUUAAGUGAAUUAGUGUAAACUCCAGCAGUGUUUACAAUGACGCCACUGCAUUUUAUGAAUAAAUAAAGAAAUCUUCCACCAGCCAUGUUUAAAAUGCUAAUACCGUAAUGAGAAAUGCCAAGCAUUAGUAAGCUAAAUGCUGUGCUGCAUCCCUGAAUUAAUAUACGGGGGUGCACUUUGACAAUAAAACAGUGAGAAAGCUGAUGUAGUUAAUGCCAUUGGUGCAGAGCCAAGACCAAUGACUCAUUGCCCUAGCCAGCACCUUGCCAAGCGAGAAUGCAUUAUUUAAAAUGACAAGUCAUUUAGUAUCACAU